AUGAGCAGAGAAGCGGAAGGCAGCUACCAGGUGGUCUCCAUGGUCACUGGGGAGUGCGUGGCUCACAUUGACCUGGGAGUGCUGGAGCCCACCCCAUCUCCGCCUGUCCGGGGAGCCCCGCCUCAGGGAGAGGGAGACCUCAGCGACAAUGAAAAGGAAGAUUAUGCCCCCGACGCUGUUUUCAAAAAUCUCUCAUCCCGUAAAGCCAGAGCUGCAGUCACAUGCUUGAUGAGUAUCAUGAUCAUCCUCAUCCUCAUUCUGAUAGUAGCUCUGGCAGCGGUAGUGUCUCGUGUCCCUGAGUCUCUUCUUUCUGAGCCCUGCUGCCCAGAUGGCUGGGUCGGGUACCGAGGGAAAUGCUACUAUUUCUCUGAAGGGGAAGGGAACUGGGAAUCCAGCCAGAGCCACUGCUCUUCCCUCGGCGCCUCCCUGGCUGCGAUCGACACCCCACAGGACCUGGCUUUCCUGAUGCGCUAUAAGGGGCGCACUUACCACUGGAUCGGCCUGCGGCGGGAAGAAAGCCAGCCCUGGAAAUGGGUGGAUGGGACAGAAUUCAACAACAUGUUUGAAGUGAAGGGAGGAGGAAGCUGCGCGUAUCUGAACGACGUGGCCGUCAUCUCCUCGAGGUGCCAGACGGAGAAGAACUGGGUCUGUAGCAAAGCCAGCCCGCAUCUGAAGAAGGACUAG
Terrapene triunguis (Three-toed box turtle) is the source of this 684-nucleotide messenger RNA. RefSeq names its product C-type lectin domain family 2 member B-like. Bases 1 to 684 code for a protein of 227 amino acids. The transcript has 6 exons. The record is from RefSeq and is a predicted model, not a curated record. NCBI's taxonomy places the organism in Eukaryota, Metazoa, Chordata, Testudines, Emydidae.